CUGCUUUCGAGGAAUCGGGCGGAGAGUGGGUUAAAGAGUUCCAUUUCGGGGCGGCAUCUUUCCCGAUCGUCGAGUGUCGAUACCGAGGCGGAGAGAGGCGAUGGGGCUUCUCUCGAACAGGACCGGGAAGGAGAGUUUGAAGUCAGGAGAUCAUAUCUACUCGUGGCGGACUGCAUAUAUCUACGCCCACCACGGCAUAUAUGUGGGUGAUGAUAAGGUCAUCCACUUCACCAGAGGUCUCGGCCAAGAGGUGGGAACUGGAACUGUUCUAGAUGUUGUUCUCGCAAGUUCUGCGCCUAAACGAAACCUGACACCCUGCCCAAAGUGUGCCUAUCGAUCAUCGGAUUCCUGUGGAGUGAUCUCUUCUUGCCUGGACUGUUUCCUCGCUGGUGGAGUCCUCUAUCGUUUUGAGUACGGCGUCAAUCCUGCACUCUUUCUCGCUAAAGCUCGGGGCGGCACCUGCACCCUCGCGAAUUCUGAUCCAGAUGAAAUGGUCAUCCACCGAGCUAACCACCUACUCAACAACGGCUUCAGAUGCUACAGCUUGUUCAAAAGCAACUGCGAGGACUUUGCCAUCUAUUGCAAGACGGGUCUUCUUGUAGCGGAGCGGGGCGUCGUCGGACAAAGUGGACAGGCGAUAUCAGUAAUCGGCGGACCGCUUGCCGCUGUCCUCUCGACGCCAUUCCAUCUCAUCACGACUAACGUGUAUGGAAUGGCAGUGACCGCUGUCGGAGUCUACUGUGCUAGCCGGUAUGCUGCAGACAUCGGCAACCGCAUAGAUGUGGUAAGGAUUCCUGUCGAAGAACUCACAGCUGGGCUAGCAUCUGGAAGGGUUCAGGUGGUGGAGGGAAAUCAACUGGCUGCAGCAUCUCAUUGACCAAUAAGAAGGUUUCUGCUAACAACCAUUUUAGUUAUCAAGCAGUCCUUUGAGACAUCCCAUAAAAUUGCAACGAUAUGUUGUAUGAAUUUGCAGUAUCACAUAUUCAAGUUUGAUGUUAUGCUUCAACGAUCACACAUUUCUUGGGAUGAUAUUUUGCUAUCAAA
Messenger RNA from Zingiber officinale, 1044 nucleotides. RefSeq names its product protein LEAD-SENSITIVE 1-like. NCBI's taxonomy places the organism in Eukaryota, Viridiplantae, Streptophyta, Magnoliopsida, Zingiberales, Zingiberaceae. The transcript has 3 exons. The record is from RefSeq and is a predicted model, not a curated record. The coding region runs from base 101 to 877 and encodes 258 amino acids.